CGAUGAAGAUGAUCUAAGUAAGCCGCAGCCAGUUGCAAUCAUCCGACAAAUAUGGACGGCGAAAACCGCAUCAUACUCAACGUUGGAGGCAUUAGGUAUGAGACGUACAAGGCGACACUGAAGAAGAUUCCGGCCACCCGGCUCUCGCGGCUGACGGAGGCCCUGGCCAACUACGACCCGGUGCUGAACGAGUACUUCUUCGACCGUCACCCGGGGGUGUUUGCCCAAGUGCUCAACUAUUAUCGUACAGGGAAGCUUCACUAUCCGACCGACGUCUGUGGGCCGCUGUUUGAAGAGGAGCUGGAAUUCUGGGGCCUCGACUCGAACCAGGUCGAGCCGUGCUGCUGGUCAACUUACAGCGUCCAUCGGGACACCCAGAGCACGCUGGCGAUACUGGACAAGCUGGAGCUGGAUGACGAGCAGCCGUCGGAGGAGGCGAUAGCGCGGCUGUUCGGCUUCGAGGAGGCACUGCUGAACGGCGAGCUCACUUGCUGGCAGCGGACCAAGCCCAAGAUCUGGGCCUUGUUCGACGAGCCGUCCAGUUCCACCGGCGCCAAGAUUGUGGCCGGAAUAUCGGUGUUCUUCAUCUGCAUUUCUGUGAUAUCCUUCUGCCUAAAAACGCAUCCGGGUCUGCGGGUGGAAAUUCCGGCCAUUCUCAACCUAACGACCAACGGCACCGGGCCGGGUCCGAACUGGCAGGAGACGUACGGCCAACCGCACGAGGCCUUCUUCUACGUCGAGCUCGUCUGCAACGUGUGGUUCAUCAUCGAGCUGACCGUCCGGCUUGUGGUGUCACCGAACAUCGUGGAGUUCAUACGGUCGCCCGUCAACAUCAUCGACCUGGCGGCCACGCUCAGCUUCUACACCGACGUCUGCCAGCGGAUGGGCGAGCAGACGGGCCUCCUGGAGGCGUUCUCGAUCGUGCGUAUCCUGCGGCUGUUCAAGCUGACGCGCCACUCGCCCGGCCUGCGCAUCCUGAUACACACCUUCAAGGCGUCCGCCCGCGAGCUAACGCUGCUGGUGUUUUUCCUCGUCCUCGGCAUCGUCGUCUUCGCCAGCCUGGUGUACUACGCCGAGAAGCUGCAGGAUAAUCCGGACAACCAGUUCAAGAGCAUCCCACUCGGCCUCUGGUGGGCCAUCGUCACGAUGACCACCGUCGGGUACGGGGACAUGGCACCGAAAACAUACGUCGGCAUGUUCGUCGGCGCACUGUGCGCCCUGGCCGGCGUGCUCACGAUCGCCCUCCCGGUUCCGGUCAUCGUCAGCAACUUCUCCAUGUUCUACUCGCACACGCAGGCCCGCUCGAAGCUGCCGAAGAAGCGCCGCCGUGUCCUGCCGGUGGAGCAGCCGCGCCGGAAGCGCGAUGUCGGCGUCGCCAACCGGCGGGUGAACGCGAUGAAACACCAACACACCCAACCGGCGACCCAUCCGGCCAUCUUCAAGGAUGCUUUCGGUGGAGCGAAAAUUGGUCACGUGAAUGGCGUGAAUGUGAUAGGACUCACGCUGCAAGGACCGUCCGUGCCGGGUCUGGCCGUCCUCAAGCCACCGGCCGCCCUGCAGCAAGGUGAUUUCAUCAACGUCCCUCAGCUAAGCUCGCUGCAGCCGCGGCAACCGACGACCGGAAAUGUAGAUUUAUUGCUGCCAUUACAGCCGAAAUUGCUCGUUCCGCUGGUGGCAGAGCGGCGAGAGUCCAAACCGGAAGAGAUGGUCCUGCCGGAGCCGAAAGUUACGCUGCAGUGCGCCGACCCGAGCGUCGCGUCGGGUAACAACACCCCCGGGGACGACGAGGAGUCCUGAGCCGUGAGAUAUUGAAGCGCGUGUUUGCUAUAGGAAAAUUUAAAAUUUGAAAGUUUUGGCCAGCCCAAGGCGCCUUCGAGAAAACCCAGCACCCAGGGGUCCGACAAUUAACCAAAUGCAAAUGAAAUUCAAGUGGCAAAUGAAGUUGGAACUUUGGUGGAGUUUGGGCCAAGUCGUAGGAAGCAAAGGUUGCAAGAUGCUAAAGAGACGGUGCUGUAGAAAGAUGCUAGAUGAAGGAUGUUUUUGUCAUACAAAAACGUUGCCAGAAGUUUGAAAGGCCUACAAAGAGAGAGACAGAGACAGGUUCCCCCGGUGGUGCAGUCGUUGGCCACCGGUCCAAUGGUUCAAUGAGCGAUCGGUUACGA
Messenger RNA from Anopheles bellator, 2162 nucleotides. RefSeq names its product potassium voltage-gated channel protein Shaw-like. The coding region runs from base 52 to 1797 and encodes 581 amino acids. Gene Ontology annotation, biological process: protein homooligomerization; potassium ion transmembrane transport. The record is from RefSeq and is a predicted model, not a curated record. NCBI's taxonomy places the organism in Eukaryota, Metazoa, Arthropoda, Insecta, Diptera, Culicidae. The transcript is spliced from 12 exons. Gene Ontology annotation, cellular component: dendrite membrane; voltage-gated potassium channel complex; axon. Gene Ontology annotation, molecular function: delayed rectifier potassium channel activity; protein binding.